This is a messenger RNA of Paramecium tetraurelia, 2076 nucleotides long. RefSeq lists its product as uncharacterized. The record is from RefSeq and is a predicted model, not a curated record. The transcript has 4 exons. NCBI's taxonomy places the organism in Eukaryota, Ciliophora, Oligohymenophorea, Peniculida, Parameciidae. Gene Ontology annotation, molecular function: protein binding.
AUGGAAUUGCUCAAUAAUACUUAAGUACUAAGAAAAGUAUAAAUUUAAGCUGAGAUAAUGCAAUAAGUUUAAGCAAGUUCGAAUAUUGAUCAACCUAGAAAGGCAUUCUCGUAUUCAGUUUUCACUAAGAUGUCUUCUAUCCUAUUGAAUUACUAAACUCAAUAGUAUACGGUUGCGAUAAGAAUCAAUUAAUAAUUACACUUUUUGGCAAGAGAUACCAUUAGAAUAAUAUAAGAGAUUUUUGAAGCACUUUAAUAUGUCGAUAAAGUGCAAUUGUGCGGCAAGGAUGCUUCCUUAAAAUCGUAUGAUAAAUAUAUGAGAUAACUGGAUUAAUUGGUUUUUUUUUGGGAAUAAAUACACAUAUUAGAAAAUAGACCCAUAUCGUUUAAUAAGGAGGAUAUAUCAUCUCAAAUUUCCCAGUAAUUAGAUCAAUUGUUGGACACUUUAGUAAAGAGACUCGAUUUUUAGUAGAAAUCAUAGAGGCUGAAACAGGCAGAAUCAUCAAAACCAGUUUAAGCGACUAAUAGCUAACCACAAGUAGACCAUAGAUUAAGAAUUGCCCAUGAAAUGUUUGCAGGACUUGGCAGAGAAAAGGACUAAAUAGCAGCUGUGUAAUUGUAUACGAAAUUGGCAGAAGAAAAUGAUGCUACAGGCUAAGCGAUUAUGGGACAAAUUUAUUUAGAAGGGAUUGGCUGUCCAAAAGAUUAUGAUUAAGUUAACAUUUUAUUAAUCAUCUAGGCUUUCAAUUACUUUAAGAAGAGUGCUGAUCAAUAAAAUGCCUUCAGUUUAUAUCAUGCUUCUAAAUUAGUUUUAGUAUUUAUUAAACUUAAUAUUAAGGAAGCUAAAGUCUUUGAUAAAUUUUAUGAAAAGGAUUAUAAUAACACAAUAACCAGCAAAAAUUCAAGCGAAACAUAUAGUAGAAAUUCUGACUGCUCUUUUGCCUUGACUCUCCUAAAACGAGCUGCAGAAUUAGACCAUUCAGAAUCCAUGAUAUACUUGGGAGAUUUGUAUAGCAAUGGACUCCAAUUAUAAGAUUAUACUUUAGAGAAGGAUUAUUCCAAUGCUGAAUUUUAUUACAAAUAAGCUUAAAAUAAAAAUUCAGCUAAAGCAAUGCAUAAAUUGGCUCUUCUUUAUUUAACAAUGUGCAUAUAACCACUAUAUAAAAAUCGUAGUCGAUUGAUUUACCCUCUGUUGAAUCAGGCCAAGAAUUAAGAUUAUUUGCCUGCCUUUUAUGAUUUGGGAUUACUAUUAUAUUAGGGAUUACAAGAUGAUAUAGAAUAGAACCUAGUUAUGGCUGAAUUAAUAUUUGAGCAGGGGUGCAUGAAAGGUGAUCUUAAAUGUGCUUAGAAGUUGCUCAAUUUAAGAUUUCAAGCAUUAAGAAAAAAUGAAGUUUCUAUAGAAGAUUACUUUGGUUUACUCGAUCAAAUAGAAUAAGGUAACAAGGAUUGGACCAUUACCUAUUAUAUAAGAGGAAAGGUCUAUGAAAAAGGUCUUUAAGUAGAGAAAAAUUAAAAGAAGGCUUAAGAAUAAUAUAGAUUAGGCUAUAUGAAGGGAUGUCAAAAAUGCAGAGUUUAGUUAGAUAAAAAUCAAAAAGAGACUAUGCCAACAGACAAUAAUCCAACAAAUUCUUAACAAUCUUCAUUAUAUUAAAGGCAAACCAUCAACGGGUUCAUUGAACAAAUUAGAUAAUCUGAAUGCAGGAAACCCUUUUAAAACUAGAGAUAAGUUUCUAAUGGGAAUGUCUAAUCAAUAUUUAACAAUGCUGAGAAUGAUAUAUAAUCCACUAUUCAAGAUGGACAUACACGAAUGACUAUAAGUAUUACUAGACCUAAAAAUCAAACUGAUGAUAGAAAGAGAGGAGUAUCUGCUUCUGACUUACCACUCUAAGAUAUUGGAGGAAGUAUCCUGCUUUCACAGAUUAAAUUUCCUGAAAAAACUCAUAACCAUUCUGUAUUUUGGUCACCUAGAUAAACAUCUUAGUAAUCUUAAACUGGAUUACAAAUCACUAAUUCUAUUUCUAAAAAACGAUUUAACCUUAAUAAAAUUAGGCUUCAAAGCAAUAUUCCUGAGAAUUGA